This is a messenger RNA of Habropoda laboriosa, 492 nucleotides long. RefSeq lists its product as uncharacterized. The coding region runs from base 1 to 492 and encodes 163 amino acids. The transcript is spliced from 5 exons. The record is from RefSeq and is a predicted model, not a curated record. Lineage: Eukaryota; Metazoa; Arthropoda; Insecta; Hymenoptera; Apidae.
AUGAUUACUGCUACAGAAUUAAUAAACUUCACUGAACAGCAAUCAUACGGUGUUCGUAUGAAUGACUUCAACAAUGGCAACAAUGGUUCUUUGGAAGCACUGCAAAUACCGAAGCCAUUCGAGAACUCUUAUAAUCCUUCUUGUAUAAAAAGCCAUGUGAAAACUGUGGAUCGUGCAUUCUUCCGCCGAUUUCCGAUCCUCUAUCACAUAGAUAUGAAUUUAUCUUUCGCUCUAACGUGCAUGAUGGCAGCUAUCUGGUUGUUCUGUGGAAAUUGUGAAACAACUUCAGAACUCGUUCGUAAUGUACACCGGAGAUUCCGCAGCCGUCCCCUACUGCGAGGGUAUACCGUAGAAAAUCUCCUUGGCGAAGACGACGAUUUUUUAGACAUAAAUAAGCGACAACAAUUCGACGAUUAUGGCCACAUGAGAUUCGGGAAACGGGAACACUUCGACGAUUAUGGUCAUAUGCGAUUUGGUAGGAAUCACGAAUAA